This is a messenger RNA of Ictalurus punctatus (channel catfish), 1709 nucleotides long. Its product is annotated as LRRN4 C-terminal-like protein. NCBI's taxonomy places the organism in Eukaryota, Metazoa, Chordata, Actinopteri, Siluriformes, Ictaluridae. The transcript is spliced from 3 exons. The record is from RefSeq and is a predicted model, not a curated record. Bases 266 to 985 code for a protein of 239 amino acids. Gene Ontology annotation, molecular function: protein binding.
GGAGAUGAGGGAGGAGGAAAAAUAAGGAGGCGAUUGUUGGGGAGUUGGAGAUGUUUAUAAAGGCUGGAAUGAAAGAGAGAGAGAGAGAGAGAGAGAGAGAUCCACACACAAACACCCAGGAGCAGAAGAUUGCAGAAGAUUGCCUGGAUUUAUAAUCACACAGGUUCCAAGUGACAGUGAGAGCUUACCCUUGUUGAAAAGGAGUCUGGAAUACAAAGUUUGCUCUGCCUGUGGUUUUCUAAUCCACAGCACACAUUAAAACACCAUGUUGAGAAAGCAUCCCGCUCCUCCACUCCUUCUCUCCAUCGCUUUACUCAUCUCCUCCAUGUCGGCAUCGUCAUCAUCACAACAACGCAAUGCUACACGACCCAGCGUUCGCAGUCCUUCAUUUGAUACGGAGGACUAUGAUGUGAUCUAUGAGGACAGUACAGUAUCGACACACAUCCCCCCGGGUUCUCCUCCUCCGCUCUGCCAGUAUGACCUCUGCAAGGACCAGCAGGAGUCGUGUCAGAAGCUCGCACUCACUCUGUCCUGUUCCUGCCCCGGCAUCAGUGGCCCCUUGGACCCUCCGGACCCUCCUUCUCUCCAGAGUCUGUCUUUAGAAAACAAGGGAACGGUGGUGGUGGUACGGUGGUGCGCGCCGUCUUCCACGGUCACGCACUACCUCGUGCAGGUGGACGGUCAGGACGAGGCGCGCGAGGCGAGUGCGAAUAGGAGGAUGAUGGAGCUGGGAGACAUCGCUCCUGGCACUGAGGUGUGCGUGGAGGCGGUGAACAAGGCGGGCGUCAGCGCCCGGGGGAGCCAUUCGUGCACCCGCUUCGACCCCAACAUCUCCGAGACGAGGCUCGCCAUCAAGUUGGUGCUCAUCGGAGCAGCGGUGGUGCUGGCGGUAGGGAUCGUGUUAGCGCUGGUGCUCUGGUGGUGCAGGAGACACCGGAAAGCUGUGACACGGACAGCAAACCGAGGAACCGACGUGGUGCUCUGAGGGAGAGGAAACACAAAGCAGGAGAUCUCUAAUAACUGCUGCUCGAAGGAUUUUUACUGGAAUGUCCGUGUACAAAAGCACUUUAGUAAUGAUAGUAUUGUUUGAGUAUUAACUGUAUGUGAUUUGUUCUUUUUACUAUUAUUAUUAUUAUUAUUAUUAUUAUUAUUAUUAUUAUUAUUAUUUUUAAAUAUAUACAUGUACGUCUUUUUUUGGAAGUAAAUUUUUCUUGAAUGUACUCGUUUAUUCACAGCGCUUGUCCUUAUUGAAGACUCUCUGCUAAUGUUGACAAUACAGCCGGAAGCUUUCCACUUUUUCCCGCACUGGUUGUGGUUUUGUACUUCAUGCGUCACAGAACCAACCACGUCGAGGUUCUCACGUCAGUCAUGAAACGCUUAGUUUGUUUUUCUCCAUAUAAGAAUACGACCCUCUGAUUGGCUGGAGUGGAAAAAAAAACUGAUCAGCGUGAGCAAUCCAAGAUCAACCAUGCUGUGUUUGUUUGUUGUUGUUUUUUUUUGUUUUUUAAAAUAAACUGAUAUUAGCAUGAUGUCUAAAAAAAAAAAAUCUGAAUUGCAAUUGCGGUAACCACAUUACAAACGGUAGCCUGUAGAGGGCAGAGCUGAGCAGCUUGGUCUCAAAAUGAAACGCAACUCCCUUGAUAAAUUUCAUGCUGUGAAUCCCAAUUUUCUUUAUGUAUCUCUGUACAACAAUGCUGUUGAAUUCUUGA